Cokeromyces recurvatus is the source of this 1077-nucleotide messenger RNA. RefSeq names its product regulator of Vps4 activity in the MVB pathway-domain-containing protein. The transcript is spliced from 4 exons. Bases 109 to 750 code for a protein of 213 amino acids. The record is from RefSeq and is a predicted model, not a curated record. Gene Ontology annotation, biological process: protein transport. NCBI's taxonomy places the organism in Eukaryota, Fungi, Mucoromycota, Mucoromycetes, Mucorales, Mucoraceae.
GAGAAAAAAAAAAAAUGGAAAAGAAAAACAACGAGCACCACCACCUCUAUUGUUAUAUUAUAACCACUCAAUUUACUUUCUUCUCUCUUUCUUUAAAAUAAGAUAAGAAUGUUUAAUCCUACAAGACUCAAGGUGCAAUUAAAGUUAGCCAUCAACAGAUUAAAAAUGUUACAAGCUAAAAAGACCUCACUUAAUCAACAAGCAAGAAGAGAGAUUGGUACACUUUUAGAAAAGGGAAAAGAAGAAAGUGCUCGCAUAAGAGUAGAACACAUCAUUCGAGAUGAUUUGUUAAUUGAGGCAUUAGAAAACUUGGAAUUAUAUUGUGAUUUAUUAUUAGCUCGCUUUGGUUUAUUAGAAUCAUACAAGACAUGUGAACCAAGUAUUGCAGAAGCAGUAAAUACAAUCAUCUGGACUGCACCACGCGUUGGUGAAGUGAAAGAACUUAGUUUGGUAAGAGAUCAAUUAGCUUCAAAGUUCGGUAAAGAAUUUAUGCUACAAGCUAUGGAAAAUGAGGAUGAUAGAGUGAAUCCAAGAGUUGUAAUGAAGCUUCAAGUAAACGCUCCCGAUACAUAUUUAGUUGAACGUUAUUUAGAAGAAAUUGCUCGAACUUAUGAUAUCAAGUGGGAAUCAGACAUUAUCUCUCAUGAAGAAGAAGAGGAGCACUUUGAAGAUGCAGGAAGCGACGAUGAUGAUAAUAAAAGUGGAGGACAGGCAGAGGUUGACAAUCAAAAAAUAGUAUAUCAUAUUUAGCAGCCCUUUUUUUUUAACUUGUUUUUUUUUAAUAGUUAUUGCCACCUUUACAAAACCCACAACCCACAACAAAUAAUGACUUAUUAAACAACACAAAUGGAUUUGAUUUGCCCGAUAUUCCAAUCAAUUUACCAUCAUUGAAAGCUAAUACCAAGACCAACAAUACCAAUCUUAAUACUGACAAUACAAUAGCCUCGAAUGAUGAUCCUAAUGAUUUUGAUGCUUUACAAAGAAGGUUAGACGCUUUAAAGAGAAGAUAGUUGAAUGCAUUCUUUUUUUUUGUUUGUUAUAUAUAGUAACAAAUAAACCUUUAUUUAUUAUGGAACA